Messenger RNA from Mugil cephalus (flathead mullet), 3799 nucleotides. RefSeq names its product protein Wnt-5a-like. NCBI's taxonomy places the organism in Eukaryota, Metazoa, Chordata, Actinopteri, Mugiliformes, Mugilidae. Gene Ontology annotation, molecular function: cytokine activity; frizzled binding. The coding region runs from base 1148 to 2284 and encodes 378 amino acids. Gene Ontology annotation, cellular component: extracellular region. Gene Ontology annotation, biological process: multicellular organism development; neuron differentiation; canonical Wnt signaling pathway. The transcript has 5 exons. The record is from RefSeq and is a predicted model, not a curated record.
CUGGAGCAGGUGAGAGAGGGAGAAAAGGGAGAGAGGGAGGGAUAGUUUUCGGCACUUCGGCGCAGACGGACAGACACACACAUACGGUGUGGGAGGACGACGCACUCGGAGUCUUAAGCAAAAGCCGCCGUUGUUCGCACGCUGCGCUCUUUUCCUCCCCCUGGCACCGUGCGCGCUCGCCAAGCCGCACUGUUCGGAGACAGUCCGCGCGGAAAGUUUUAUUUUUUUUUAUACAUAUAUAUAUAUAUAUUGGAUCAUACUGCCUGGAGCUGAUUGAUUUAGUUUUUUUAUUAUUAUUAUUAUUUCACUUUAUUUAUUUUGUACGAGGCGGUUGACUUCCAUUUUUUUUUCUUGUGAAGUUUUUUUUAUCUCGAGCUAAGGAAUUGUCACGGCCGGUUUUCUGUGUGUGUUUGUGUUUUUUUUUUUUUUUUUGCACAGAAUGGAAGGGAAAUUGACAAGUCGUUUGUGGCGAGGAUCACCGUGUGGAUCUUUCCGCAGGUAAAACACGCUAUGACCUGAGCGUGUGAACGCCUGGAUUUUAUAUUUUAUGCACACAACAAGAUUUCCUCCUCCUUCUUCUUCUUCUCGUUUUUGUGCUGUGAUAUAGUUUUAGCUUUAAUCUGGAGCAGUUUAAAAGUAGUCCGACUACAAUCAGAAGUGAAUCGACAAAAGUAGGCUUCACACAUCCGACGUUUCCACCAACGCCGCUUGGGUUGCCGUAGAUGUUUUGCUUUUUUUUUUUUUUUUUUUUUUUUUUAAUAGACACCGCAAAGUCACGCACUGCUCAGCUGAAGGAAAUGACCGUUUCCUGUCACUGUCUUUAGAGUUUUAAGACAACCCCGCUUGCUUCCGCAAGACUUCACGCGCACGGAGCGCUUUCACUGAUUUGUUUUUUGGAGAGGGGGGGCAUCCGUGUUCACCAGAACACCAAACCUGAAGAACUCGCUCAGCCUUGUGCGAUCUGUUCAUCUCCAACCAAGCACUUUCCACGAGACACGGAUAAAACGGCGAGACUUGCUGCUUUCAGUGCAGCGGGAAAAGGGGAGUCUUAUAUCCACCUGGCCUGCACUGGGAUUACUGGUUUGAUAUCAUCUGCACAGAGUGGAUUACAACUUCUAACGGACUGUGCUCCCUGAUCGGCGGCAGGAUGAACCUGGGCCUGGGCUGCGUGCGUCGGCCGCUUCGCUGGCCCUUUGGCAGCGUGCUGGACUCCAGACACUGCGUCUUUGCCCUCAUGCUCCUCACUCUCCUCAUGCAGGUGGUGGUGGAAGCCAACUCGUGGUGGUCUCUGGCCAUGAACCCUUUACUGAUCCCGGAGGCCUACAUCAUCGGUGCCCAGCCUCUGUGCAGCCAGCUGGUGGGCCUCUCGCAGGGCCAGAAGAAACUGUGCCAGCUCUACCAGGACCACAUGCAGUACAUCGGCGAAGGUGCCAAGACGGGCAUCAGAGAGUGCCAGUACCAGUUCAGGCAUCGGCGCUGGAACUGCAGCACGGUGGACAACUCCUCCGUUUUUGGCCGGGUCAUGCAAAUAGGCAGCCGAGAAACGGCGUUCACUUACGCCAUCAGCGCGGCCGGAGUGGUGAACGCGGUGAGCCGCGCCUGCAGAGAGGGGGAGCUUUCGAGCUGCGGGUGCAGUCGCGCCGCGCGGCCCAAAGACCUGCCCAGAGACUGGCUGUGGGGCGGCUGCGGAGACAACCUCAACUACGGCUACAGGUUCUCCAAGGAGUUUGUGGACGCGCGGGAGAGGGAGAAGAGCUACCCCAAAGGCACAUACGAGAGUGCGCGGCUGCUGAUGAAUCUGCACAACAACGAGGCAGGAAGGAGGACUGUGUCAGACCUUGCCAACGUGUCCUGCAAGUGCCACGGGGUGUCGGGCUCCUGCAGCCUGAAAACCUGCUGGCUGCAGCUCGCCGACUUCCGCAAGGUGGGCGACGCGCUGAAGGAGAAGUACGACAGCGCCGCGGCCAUGAAACUCAACACGCGCGGGAAGCUCGUGCAGAUGCACAGCAAGUUCAACGCUCCCACGAGCCACGACCUGGUGUACAUCGAGUCCAGUCCGGACUACUGCUUGAAGAACCAGAGCACUGGCUCCCUGGGCACGGUGGGGCGCCUCUGCAACAAGACCUCGGAGGGCAUGGAUGGGUGCGAGCUCAUGUGCUGCGGCAGGGGCUACGACCAGUACAAGGCCCAGAUAGUGGAGCGCUGCCACUGCAAGUUCCACUGGUGCUGCUACGUCAAGUGCAAGCGCUGCACCAAAAUCGUAGACCAAUUCGUGUGCAAGUGAGAGGAGGAGCGUUGCCCCCGCGCGCGCGCGCUUUCGCUUGCAGACGAUGGGCUCGCAUCUGUGUGCAUUCAUGAGCAACGGAGUCGAACACAGAGAGAGAAUGGAAGAAAGAAACUAUAUAAAUUAUAUUUAUAGAGUUAAACAAUUAUGCCAUUUGCAAAAAGACACUCUUUUUUUCAACAAAAAAAAAAAUCUUAUGUCUUCAGAAACUGAGAGUAUUGUGAAAUAUUUAUUUUGAGAUUCUUAUGUUUUUAUUUUGGCCCAGUCAUCUCUAGCCAAUUUCUUUUAAACCCUUUAAGUGCCUGAAAUUGGCUGGAAAUCUUUCCCCGCCCUGCCCUCACCCUUUUUUUUUUCUUUUUUUUUUUUUUUUAAAGUCUAGAAAAAAAAUCUUCAGCCUCAGAUGGUUCACACUGAUUGUGAAAGUGGGCCGUGCCUCUCCAUUUCUAACACGAUUAAGGUUUGAUAUUUGUGGCACAGCCGACUAAGAGGUCCUGAUUUGCGGUGGGAGAACGGCCGCGUUGAGAGGAGAAACCCGCCUGUGCUGCGGGGGUAAGGAUUUUGUUUUCGUGGGCCCCGUCCCAAACAAGCCCUCGCGUCCUUACCGAAGCCUGUCCCCUCUCGCCACGUGUGCAGUAAGGAACACUGUUGAUUUGUACGAGUCCUCAGAGUACAAUGGGUACAACAAGAGGGCUAUUUUGGGGAUUGGGCCAUUUAUUAAGCUGUCCCAGAAGCCUUAGAGUUCCCCAGGUGCUGCAACAAGCCCUCCACCAUUAUGCACUUUGAUACAGAGGCUUAAACCUGUCUGUACGUGUCUGUUCAGCUGUUAUCAAUAUAUCAAUAUUAUAGCCUACAUUUUUUUUUUUUUUUUUUGUCUCCAUAUUAAUUCAGAUUAUCCAUUUAACAUUAUUCUACAGUACUUAACAAGGUUUGAAUAUAUAUGGGCAAUGUUGUGGUUACAGUGGUGAAAUAUUCCGUGCUCUGUGUAUAUAGUAUGUCUAUCCAACCAAUCAGUAAACUGUAUUUAUUUUCUUUAACCAGAUCGUCCUUUAAGCUUAAAAGCAGAAAAGCAGAAUCUCGGUAUUAGUCAGUAUUUAGUCAGAAAUCCCAGAGUUUUAAGGUCACUUUUAAAAAUAAUAAUAAUAAUAAUAAUUGUUCUCACUAAUGCGGCUCUUCACUGUUUUUGUAAAAGGGAAAUGCACCUUAUACUUUUGAAACCAGUUCUUUGUCUUGUCACUCAUGGUUUAGCUUUGCUGUUAACACCCAAAUACACAAACACUCACAUUACGUCGAAGAUGUUCAGACGUUGGCGUCGCCACCGACUUUCAGUGCCACUCAGUUAACUUCACUCACUAUCCCUGUGAUGAUUCCCAAUAGGUAACAUGUUUCCACCAAUCCAACUAUGUAUAUUUAUAAGCUUCUCUAUGAAUUUGAGUUUUGUUAAUGUGUUAUAGCUGAUAUUUUGUACUUCUGGCUCAAUGCUCUACUUUGUUUCAAUAAAUAUCAAAUGUAAAACCA